AUGCCCAAUCAAACGAUUCUCGAGAAUGGGAUCACCACUGCUGUUUCAUCACCAUCCAUUUCAUCAUCAUCGGCGGGCGGUACAGCAAAUAAUCAUCAAAACAAUAGUACGAGCACGACCACAUCCGUGAGUACAAUAAAUAAAGGUACUCAACAGGUCAAUAACAAUAUUAGUAUCAAUGGAACAAGUGCCCACGGAACGGAAGUAAAUGGGCCCAAUAUGAGUCGGGAGGGAAGCAUUUCAAUAAGUAUCACACCCACGGGUAAUACAGGAGCGGUAACAAAUGGCACACCAAACAAUUUAUCAUCUCCUAAUGUGCAUCAUGGUGGUUCACUUUCACCACGAGCAUCCGAAUCAUCACUCAACAAACGAGCAAAUUCUUUUUCUUCAAACAAUGUUGGCAAUACUCCGGCUACUCCAGUUCAUACUCAAUUUGCUUUGAAGCCUGAGGACAACAGUGACGAACCAAAGAAAAUAAUUAAAAAUGCAAAGAAAAAGAAAUGGCAUGUCAAUGCUAUGGGAGAGAUCAUUUAUAAGGAACACAAUUCGUAUAAUCUGAUGAGACAAAUCCAGAUGGGUAUUAGAUCUGCUAUUAGUGAAAUCACUCCCAAGAAGCAAAAAGACGUUUUGACCUAUAAAGACUUUACGAACACAAACAAAAUGCCUUUCCCUGAAAAAGGAACAACCAGAACUCCACCGCACGAGUUUCCAUACUUUGAUUUUUACGAUUAUGCUCCAUUCCCUUUUAGACACUUAAGAGAACGGUUUGGUAUCGAUGCUUCUGACUUUUUAGUUUGCUUAUGUCACGAGCAAUCACUUUCUAUUCUUGGCACUCCCGGAAAAAGUGGAGCUUUGUUCUUCUUCUCUGCUGACAUGCAGUAUAUGCUAAAGACUGUCACAAAGAAGGAGUCUAAAUUCUUGAGAAAAAUAUUACCUGAUUAUUAUAACCACGUGAUGGCUAAUCCAAAUACUUUGAUAACACGUUUCUAUGGAAUGUACAGUAUAAAACCAAAAGGAGGAAAAAACGUAAGAUUUGUCAUCAUGAAUAACGUAUUUGACACAACAAUGUACGUUGCCGAAAGAUAUGAUCUGAAAGGGUCAACAAUAGGAAGAGAGGCAUCUGAAAAAGAAAGAAAGAGAGAAACACCUGUGUUAAAAGAUUUGGACUUUUUGAAACGAGAAAAAAAGCUAGCAAUUGGACCUCAAAUGAAGAGCGUUUUUCUCCAUCAACUAAACCUUGAUGCUGAGUGGUUGGAGAAAAUGAAAAUUAUGGACUAUAGUUUGCUAGUAGGAGUGCAUAAAAUAGAUCCAGAAACGGAGGCAGAUAUUCUCAAAGAAGCACAAAAUUGUACAAUCAAACUUUCGGAUUCGGAUAUUCCUUCGGACAUGAAUGGAUUUACAGCAAUUCAUGGUCAAAGCUCUAUUGGAAGUUCUAGCGCUAUUUCGUCCUCCUCGUAUUUAGGAGGAGAUGCUGGAACUGCAUCCUCGUCACUCAAUAUUUCACAUCCCAUUGCAGACAUUGCCCACCAGCACGAGACAUCUGUAAAUAGCUCAGAAAUUACUAUUGAGAUAACGCCAGGAGAGGAAAAUCAAACUACUCAUCCACAACCUGUGAGCCAAACUGUUCAACACACGACACCAAACUCACAGAAAAAGCUUCCAUUCGAUAAUACUUCAAGCCAAGGAAGAAAGAGCGGAGAUAGCACAGCUUCAUUCUUUGGAAGAUUUAUGCCAAACACCAAUAGAGCGAGCGUGUCUCUUAAAAAGCUGUAUCGAGGUCCACGUGCUUCAUUAUUCCAACAAUUUCAUGGUGGAACUCUUUCUCUUCCUCUCGAAGAUGGAACUAGAGAGAUUUAUUACUUUGGAAUCAUCGAUCUGCUUCAGAAAUGGAACAACAAGAAACAAAUUGAGAAUAUUUUCAAAGGGUUUGUCAGUGAUAGAAGUCAAAUUUCGGCAGUCUCACCCAAACACUAUGCCGCUCGAUUUGUCAAGUUUUUGGAUGAAGGUUUGAUUUAA
This is a messenger RNA of Naegleria fowleri, 2016 nucleotides long. RefSeq lists its product as uncharacterized. The coding region runs from base 1 to 2016 and encodes 671 amino acids. Gene Ontology annotation, biological process: phosphatidylinositol metabolic process. Gene Ontology annotation, molecular function: phosphatidylinositol kinase activity. The transcript has a single exon. NCBI's taxonomy places the organism in Eukaryota, Heterolobosea, Eutetramitea, Acrasida, Naegleriidae. The record is from RefSeq and is a predicted model, not a curated record.